AUGAACAUCCUCCUCCUUGGCGCUUCUGGCCGCAACGGUUCUCUCAUUCUCCAAUCAGCUCUAAAACGCGGAUACACUGUAACAGCCCUCGUUAGGGACCCAUCCAUCUUUACCAACACAAGUCCCAGCCUCACCUUGGUUACUGGCUCGCCCACCUCUCAACCCGACCUCGAGGUAGCACUCCAAUCUCCUACUCCUCCAGACGCAGUCAUCUUUGCUCUCGGCCACCGCAAGACUGGAACCUCGCCUUUUGCCUCUACAGCACCAAACUGCCCUCAUGAUCUUAUGGAAACUUCAACCAAGGCCUUGUUGAACGCCAUCAAGGAUACAAACCUCACCAAGCAGCCCAAACUCAUCGUCAACUCCUCUCAGGGCGUCGGAGCUUCUAUGGCCUCUCUUUCUGCGCCCAUGCGCUUCGUUCUCAACUACAGUAAAGCCCUUCGGACAGGUCUAGAUGGCCACACCAACGUGGAUGCCCUCGUGAGAGACAGUAGCCUACCUUUUGUCCUUGCUAGACCCUGCCGUCUCACUGAAGGGCCUGUUACCGCUGUUCGAGCUUGGCCUGACGAUGGACGUGGUGCUCCGGGAUGGUCCGCUGCCGUAUCUAGGGCCAGCGUGGCAGAGUGGUUGGUUGAUGCUGUUGGAGGGAGUGACUUUGAUGAAAAAGCACCCGUACUCACCAACUAG
Messenger RNA from Fusarium vanettenii 77-13-4, 687 nucleotides. RefSeq lists its product as uncharacterized. The coding region runs from base 1 to 687 and encodes 228 amino acids. The record is from RefSeq and is a predicted model, not a curated record. The transcript has a single exon. NCBI's taxonomy places the organism in Eukaryota, Fungi, Ascomycota, Sordariomycetes, Hypocreales, Nectriaceae.